GGUCUUGCCUUACUGCGCAGGCGCCAGCGGCCUCUUCCAACGGAAAUGGUUUCCAGCGGGGGCCGGAAGUGGGCGGAAUGGUGCUGGUGACUGUGCGAAAGAGAGAAAGAGAGAGGGAGGCGGAUUCGGAGUUGUGCAGUUCCCUCUGGGGGGCUCUCAGGCUGCAAGGCACGGUUCUUGUGAAGUUAAUAAGGAUGGGAUGGAGGGCAGCAUCUACCUGACGUUUCUGGAGAAAGAGUGGGCUGAAGUCAUGGGUACAAAGAUUCGGAUGUUUCUGAAUGGAACACCAUUCAUGAACGGCAAUGGUGAAACGUCGGCUCACAUCAGUGUUCAGGAUGCUGCUGAGGAAUGGAAGAGACCCUCGUUGCUGUGAAGUGGUUCGGUUUGCAGUGCUUUGUAGAGCCAUCACGCUUCUCCUUCAGGCCCUUUUCAACCUCCUCAUCCCCGACCAUGCGGCGGACGCGUUCUCGCCACCUCGCCUGUCUGAGCCCGGCGUCUGUGACUGGUUCUUGGAAUGGCUCCUGGGGGGCCUCUCCCACUGGGAUGCAGAGCACUUCCUGUUCAUCGCCGAGCAUGGCUACGUGUAUGAGCACAACUGCGCUUUCUUCCCCCUGUUUCCUCUGAGCCUGCGGGUGAUGGCGGAAACGGCGCUGAGCCCCUUCCGAGAGGUCCUGAAUCUCCGGAGCCGCCUGCUCCUUUCGGCAGCUCUUCUCAAUGCCCUUUUUUCAGCGUUGGCCUCUUGGGCUCUGUACGAGCUCAGCCGCCAGGUCCUCCUGUGCCGCAGGAGGGCCUUCCUCUCCGCCAUCCUCUUUUGCUUGACCCCUGCUAACGUCUUUAUGGCUGCUGCUUAUUCGGAAAUCAUGUUUGCCUUUCUAGUGUUUACGGCUAUGUGGAAGCUAGAAAAAGGGCAGCGUUGGACCAGCACGCUUCUCUUUUCGUUAGCCACCGGUGUGCGCUCCAAUGGGCUCAUCAAUGCUGGAUUCCUCCUCUAUUCCCAGACAAAGCACUUUGCUUUCCAGCUACAGAUGAAGGCAGGAACUGGGGCAAAUACGCUGUCGAACGUAGGUCCCUUCCUAAAAUUGGCAGCUUCUUUAGUGGUGAUGUCCGCCUUUGUUUUCUCACCUUUUGCUUUGUUUCAACUCUAUGCCUACCUUCAUUUUUGUAACCCCAAGAUUAGCCCUGAAGAUGCUGUGCCAGGGCCGCUCUUGCAGCUGGCCAAGGAUAAAGGGUAUCAGGUUGCAGCUCUGGAUGGUGGGAAGCAGCCGUGGUGCUCCUGGGAUUUUCCUGUGCUCUACACCUACAUUCAGGACACUUACUGGAAUGUCGGCUUCCUCCGAUACUUUGAGCCCAAACAGAUUCCCAACUUCUUGCUUGCUGCACCUGCAGUUGCACUUGGGGUCGGGGCAGCCUGGUGGUACUUCACCGCAGACCCUUGGCAUUGUCUCACUCUUGGCCUGGUGAGAAAGAGGACUGGAGGAGCGCAGGGACCAGACGCCGACAGGCCAGCGGCCGGUUUUUCUUCUCCCGGUGCCUUUGUUUACGUGGUUCAUGCAACAUCUCUCUUGGUGUUCGGGACUUUUUGCAUGCAUGUGCAGGUCCUUACUCGUUUUUUGGGCUCCUCCUCUCCAGUUCUCUAUUGGUUCUCUGCUCAACUGCUUUAUGACCACGAACCGUUGUUGCAGAAUGAAGGACCCUCUUCAUGUUGUGGAGCGCUCCACUCCCAAAAGCCCUCACUGGAUAAUUCUCUUCCCAACGGGACAACAAAUAAAAACCCUGUGUUUGCACUUCUGAGGAACUGGAGACAGACUACCGUUCUCACCAAAUGUAUUCUAGGAUAUGUACUUUCCUAUUGGCUACUGGGGCUGGUUCUUCAUUGUAAUUUCUUUCCUUGGACUUGAAUAUUUUAGGAGUGGAGAACUAAUGGCUAUUCACAUGACAUCGGAAUCCCCAUCAGCUCCAUCAGCUCAUAUGGCCAGUGUUACGCUAGGGAGUUACAGUUCAGCAACCUCUCAAGUGCCCCAGGCACUGGCUGUCAGUGGAAUGCAAAUGUUGCAUCUUUCAGCAUGGCAGAAUUCCUGUCUUCUAGGAAGUGUUUAACAUUGCACAAAAUUGCUGGGAGAUAGUUGUUUGGAGCCUUGAUAGGUGAUGUUGCCAAUAUGUUCUGCCUUCUCCCAAUUCCUAAGCCAGAGAGGCUACCAAAAUACUGAAGCAUGACUUGAGGCUGGUAAAAGAAUAGACCGGUGGGAUCAGCAUCAAAGUGUUGAAGCUUGAAGUGUUACUAUUCAGGUUGCCAGUCAGUGCUGUUCUCCAAGAUAUUGUACUCCAUGGAUCCUCUCCUAAUGUUACCUGCCAGCAGAUGUUCUUUACCCAAUGAAUAUGCUCACAUUUCACUGAGUUGUCCUGUCCUACACUUCUGAGAUUUCCCCCAAAGUUUUGUGUGUUUUUUUUGGGGGGGGGAGGUGCUUUGGCAAAUCAUGGGAUUAUCACAAUACCUCUGUCUUCUGCCAUUUUGGCUCCAUAAGGAUCAGUACUCAAUAAUGUGUACUCAAGCAAAGCUUCAAACCGAAGACUGCAUUCCCCCAGCCACUGGGUAAUACUUUUAAUUUGGCUGCAAUGGCCUUGCAUAGCUUUAAGGCAAAAUUUUAUUUCAACUUUUCUUGCACGGAUUAUGCCCUGCUUUUCUCUGUCUCUGUUCUUGAGUCACACAAAAACAGGGCACACCCCAUAUGAGGACAUUUGAGAAUAAAAUCAAAAGCUGUGUGUGGAGUGAGAGGAGUAUAUCACAUUACUGUUGUGCAGCAUCUCCUGAUAAACAUGCAAUAUAUCAAAGUACCAGGUAAUUAUAUGUGUCAGAACUGUGUGAUACGGGACCACAGGGAAGUGUAUCAAGUGACUUGCAACCUUUUGUCUAACAAGAUUGGGAGAAAGUUCCUAAUCUACAUCAUGAGAGAUGAAAUCUAAAACCUGAAAUUUGCCAUGAAUUUUCUUAUACGCCUGGCCAUGAAUUUUGAUACAUUUGCGUUUCUCCUGUACCACCCCCAGCUCUGUGGUGGCUAAACUGGUGAAAAUAUGUGUGAAGUUGAAGCUGACUUAUGUUUCUGAAUGUUUAGAGAAAGUAUCUCCCAUCCUUGUCUUCAGAUGCAAUAAUGGGUAUUAUUACACAGAAUGGGAACAUUUUAAAAAUGAAAAUGGACAUAGACAGUGUUGCUCUCACUAGCAGAACUAACAGUCUAGGAGUAGUUUAGCCUGUCUUGGAUGGGGUUGCAUUCUCCUUAAAACCCAUUUUUUGCAACUUUGGAUUCUUUUGGACACAACUCUAUUAUUGGAUAAUGAGCAUUUUUCACAAAGAGUGUUUUCCCCCAGCUUAGACUAGUCUUGUCAUCUCUGCUUGUUUCAAUAGAGGACAAAUCUGGUCAGGGUAGCAUAUGCAUCAUUGAUUAUUGUGUUAUGAUUUGCUGUGCCAAAGCUGGUCUGCCUCAACUUCUCUGUGAUGGUUUUUCAUAAUCUGGUGAAGAUCUUUCCUUUCCAGCAAUAUUUAGCCCGUUGGUACUGUAUUGAUAUUCUCGUGAACAUACAUUUUAAAUGCUGCCUCUUAAAAAAAAAUA
Messenger RNA from Pogona vitticeps (central bearded dragon), 3605 nucleotides. The record is from RefSeq and is a predicted model, not a curated record. Lineage: Eukaryota; Metazoa; Chordata; Lepidosauria; Squamata; Agamidae.